Struthio camelus australis is the source of this 3440-nucleotide messenger RNA. Lineage: Eukaryota; Metazoa; Chordata; Aves; Struthioniformes; Struthionidae. The record is from RefSeq and is a predicted model, not a curated record.
AUGGUGCCAUUGGAAUGUCGCAUCGCACAUCCCAUUGUAAAAUGCACUUACUGCCGAUCGGAAUUUCAACAAGAGAGCAAAACUAAUACAAUAUGCAAGAAAUGUGCCCAAAACGUGAAGCAGUUUGGAACGCCCAAGCCUUGUCAGUAUUGUAAUAUUAUUGCAGCAUUUAUCGGCACAAAAUGUCAGCGUUGCACAAACUCAGAAAAGAAGUAUGGCCCACCUCAGACAUGCGAACAGUGCAAACAGCAAUGCGCUUUUGAUCGAAAAGAGGAAGGAAGAAGGAAGGUUGAUGGAAAGUUACUGUGUUGGCUCUGCACACUGUCCUACAAGAGAGUACUACAGAAGACAAAAGAACAGAGGAAGAGCCUAGGAUCGUCACAUUCUAACUCCUCAUCCUCCUCUCUUACUGAGAAGGACCAGCAUCAUUCAAAACACCACCACCAUCACCACCAUCAUCACCGCCACAGCAGUAGUCACCAUAAAAUCACCAAUCUCAGUCCAGAACAAGAUCAGGGACUGUGGAAACAGAGCCAUAAAUCCUCUGCAGCUAUUCAGAAUGAAACUCCAAAGAAAAAACCCAAACUGGAAUCCAAGCCAUCAAAUGGAGAUAGUAGCUCUAUAAAUCAGUCAGCAGACAGUGGAGGAACUGACAACUUUGUCCUCAUAAGUCAGCUGAAAGAAGAAGUAAUGUCGCUUAAACGGCUUCUGCAGCAAAGAGAUCAGACGAUUUUAGAAAAAGAUAAAAAGUUGACAGAGCUGAAGGCAGACUUCCAAUACCAGGAGUCUAACUUGAGGACAAAGAUGAACAGUAUGGAGAAAGCUCACAAGGAAACUGUGGAACAGUUGCAGGCCAAAAACAGAGAACUGCUCAAACAGGUUGCAGCAUUGUCAAAGGGUAAAAAGUUUGAUAAAAGUGGGAGUAUACUAACAUCUCCUUGAGGAGCUGGUUAUUCAUGGGGUUUACUACUCAAUGUAAAUUUGAGUAAUUCUGUGAAGCCCUUAAAAUCCUGUGUAGUGGAAAAAAUAUUUUUGCACACCAGAUUAGUUGGCAUGUUUCCUACACAUUUUUAUAAUUAAUAUGCAGCUUUUGUUAGUUACUGUUCAGAUAAAAUACUUCAACUGGCUUGAAGAAUGUUUUUAUUUUUUUGAUAUUGGAAACUUUUUGCCAGCAAUAGUAUUAAACAAUUGCAUAGAGAACAUAGCAGUGCUCUCUCUAAAGGACAAAAUGCAAUAAGAAACUAGAUAUGUGUUCUACAAAGCAGCAGCUGAGUCUUUCAAACUAUGCUAAUAUCAGCCAAAAGUUUGUGAAUUUGCAAUGACAUUGAAUACUGGUUUCUGGCAACUGUUUUUUUUCACUUUGUAUCAGAAUAUAAAUUUAGGAUGGAAAUCAUGGUGCUCUCAAGUGAAACUAAAAAAGGCGUGUAUGUAUUUGUAAAUACAAUUGUAAUGGUUAUAUUCUUAGUUAUAACAAGUAACUAGUGUUUUACAUGCUUGUGAUAGGGAUUUACUGAAAGAUUAUCUAUUGUACAGUAACAGAGCAGUGUGUUUUUUGUAAGAUUUACUGUAGAUUUUUCUUGCAAGUGCCUUUCUCCAACUGUUUAUUUAUAGGAAUGUUGGUAUUUUGUACAUAAGGUUUUUAUGUUUUAAAAUCAUGUUUAAUAAAUGUUUUAUGUAAAUAUACAUGUGUGUACAGAGGAAUCUGAGACAAAGAUCAAAGAGGCUAGAGCAGUGCUUGAAGCAGCAUUAAGAGCUAGCUAAUUGAUGGACAGUGAGUAUUGGCUUUAGAUAACCUUUGUAGCUUGUGUCUGUGAGAUGUAGAAUUUUGUUAGUGCUGCUCAUGCCAAACACUUUCUGAACAAAAGAAGAAAUGUUUUUUACCACGCUAGAGCUUAAGCAGUUUGUUUUUAUAUUUUCCCGUUGGCAAAGCGCUAAUUUUUAUUCCAUCGCAGACAUGGGGCUCCCAAUGUUAUAUCAUUAAUUAGAGAUAUACACUCAAUAUUUUUUAUUUUAUUCCGAUUGUCUGAUGUAAUGUACUUACUUGUAACUUAUAGUGACUCUUAAUGAAUUGCAAGAUUGUCAUCCCCUAUUAAAGAUACACAAUGAGGAAACAGUAGCCUAAACUGAUGGUCUUGAAAUUAGAGUGGAAUUAGGGAGUGGAGUGAUGUCAAAUUAAAGGGCUUUUUAAAAUAUUUUAGUUGAAUUUUGAUUCUAAAUUGCAUCAGUUUAGGUUUAGGUCUGCUCCUAAAGGACAUCAGUCAUAUUCAGAAAUUUCUCUUAAACAUACCUUAAUACACCCCAAGGCUUCUGUUCAGGAAGAUGAGUUACAUAUCAGCAUAAACUGGAGCAGACUUAAGUGAGUAAAAGUUUAGUUCAUCUCUGGGUAUUCAUUGGUAACAGGGUAACUGCUUAUAUUUCAGUGAGCUUAAUCACGUGGAAUAAGCUACAUGUUUUAAUUAAAGAACUAAAAUCUAAAAUUACUUGGCUGUCCACCCAUGUUCUGAACUGUGAACACCUUUUCAGUAGUACAGAUAAGUUCCAGCAGUGAGAGACUACUGAAUAAUUUGAAAAAUCAAGCUAGCUUGUUUCCUAUUGUUUAUGUGUAUUUUUUUAUACACUGAAAUCCAGUUUAUACAUUUGUAAAUGCUCUUCUUUAAACUUGCUAAACUAGGGUAGAGAAUGCUGCUAUCCUUUGGGGAUGUUUGUUUGUUUUUGUUUUUUUAAUAUACAAGUUGGGAUUUUCAUUAAUUCAGAGUAAUAUUUUGAUACCCGUUUUCUCCAGUUGAAUAGCCACCCAUGUUUAGUGAAUUUGGUUUUAAAGCACAGAACUGCAUAGCAAAUUGAAAUGUUUGAAAAUAGAAUAAUUUCAUGAUAUCUAUUCAAGCUGCAGUAAGGAUAUUUUAAAGCAACAAACUGAAGUUCCAUAUUAGAAAUAAUUGAUUUUAUAAAUCCUAGUGCGAAAAACUUUUAGGGGCUUCACAGUAUUUAGUUUUAAGUAAAUACCUGCUCCUCUUGUUCCAUAAUCUAAUUUUAACUUGAAUUUUUUAAAGUUGUAAACUAGCCAAUUGAAUCCCAGUCCUGAAAAUGGUGUCCUGGAGCUGUAGAUUAUUGACAUAAUAAACUGAUGUUCUUUAAACGUGGAUCUGCAAGGAGAUUGUUGUACUGUAUUGUGCUUUUUAGCCUGUUUCCAGAUGUUGAUUAGCAUUGACCAGUAAUGGCCAUUUUGGCUCAAGUUAUUUAUGUAUUUUAAGCCUGUGAAUAUUGCAAUCCCCUUUUAGAUAGUAUGUCUAAUUAUGCAUUCUGCAGUGAAGCUAUUCAGCUGUCCACAUGUAUAGACUAUUGAAAUACUGUACUGGCACACAUCUGACCAUUGACAUUUUGUACCUUUUCUAAAUCCAAUGUUUCACAAUAAAAACUUGUCAAAACAUUAAUGUGUCCUU